AUGGAUGGAAUAGUUACAACAGGCUCUCCAGGAUCACCUCCACACCCUCCACCUAUACCGAUUCAGCGCCCGCUCAGCCCUCCUCCUCCUCCACCUGAAGACUCAGCCGCUCCUCCGCCUCCCCCAGAAGAUAUCCCUCCUCCGCCGCCAGUGGAGACAAAAAAGAAGCAGGGAUGGGGCACAAAACGACCGGCAGCAACUCCAUUGAGCGUGGAAGAGCUCAUUCGCAAAAAGAAAGAAGCUGAUGCGGCAACGGCCAAGCCCAAGUUCUUAUCAAAAGCCCAACGAGAGAAACUCGCAUUGGAAAAGCGAGUCCAGGAGGUUGAGGCAGAGCGGCAAGCAAAAGCUCGCACCAACGGUGGUGAUCGCAACGGAUUCGACACGGAACCAACAUCUGCAAGACCCUCUGAACCAAGGAAUACUCGUGAUGAUCAAGGGGCUAGAUUUGUUCCCACUGGGCCACGAUCGAUGCGCGAUGAAGCCCCGACCGGAUCUGCUGGCAUGCGAAAGGGAGGUAGACAGGGUCGCGAUCAUGAUAUGCCACCACCGCCCAAGGCCGCCAAAGGCGAGAAACGAUUGAACGAAGAAGACUCUGCAGCGGCGCUUGCUGCGCUGACCAAGCAGCGAUAUAUGGGAGCAGAGCAGACGUCGAACUUCUCGGCGAAGAAGAAGCGCAAGCGUACAACGGACCGGAAAUUCAACUUCGAUUGGAAUACUGAAGAGGACACAAGUGGUGAUUAUGAUCCACUGUAUCAGAAACGCCACGAGGCCAACUUCUUCGGCAGGGGUCGUCUGGCAGGCUUUGGUGAUGAUGUUGCCGAUGAAGUGACCCGUAAAUACGUGCAGGCCCUGGAAACCCGCGACAAGGAAGCCGGUGGAGCACGGGCGAAGGAGAUUAUGGAGAUGGAACGGCGUCGGCGUGAAGAAAGCACUCGCAACCAGAUGGACAAGCACUGGAGCGAGAAACGGUUGGAUCACAUGCGUGAGCGCGACUGGCGUAUCUUCAAGGAAGACUUCAAGAUCAGCACGAAGGGUGGCGGCGUACCGAAUCCUAUGCGCUCAUGGGAGGAAAGCUUACUGCCCAAGCGCAUUCUGGAACUUGUUGAUCGUGUUGGAUACAAAGAACCAUCAGCUAUUCAGCGUGCAGCCAUCCCAAUCGCCAUGCAGUCGCGUGAUCUUAUUGGUGUCGCCGUCACAGGUUCCGGUAAAACAGCAGCCUUCCUACUCCCGCUUCUGGUUUACAUUUCAGAGCUCCCUCGACUCGACGAGAACGAAUGGCGCAAGAACGAUGGACCAUAUGCCAUUGUACUGGCACCUACUCGUGAAUUGGCGCAGCAAAUCGAAAUCGAAGCCAAGAAAUUCACCCAGCCGCUCGGAUUCAACGUCGUCAGUAUCGUCGGUGGUCACUCAAUCGAAGAGCAAGCCUACAGUCUCCGCGACGGAGCCGAAAUCAUCAUCGCCACGCCAGGUCGUCUGGUGGACUUCAUCGAGCGUCGCAUGCUAGUCCUCAGCCAAUGUUGCUACGUGAUCAUGGACGAAGCAGAUCGAAUGAUCGAUCUCGGAUUCGAAGAACCCGUCAACAAAAUCCUAGACGCUCUCCCAGUAACCAACGAAAAGCCCGACUCGGAAGAAGCUGAAGACUCGCGCGCCAUGAGCCAACAACGCUAUCGCCAGACAAUGAUGUACACAGCCACCAUGCCUCCAGCAGUCGAGCGCAUAGCACGCAAGUACCUCCGCCGCCCAGCAAUCAUCACAAUCGGCAGUGUCGGCGAAGCCGUCGACACAGUUGAACAGCGCGUGGAAAUGAUCCCCGGAGAAGACAAGCGCAAGAAGCGUCUCAACGAUAUCCUCUCCUCGGGCGAGUUCCGCGCGCCAAUCAUCGUCUUCGUCAACAUCAAACGAAACUGCGAUGCCAUCGGGCGCGAUAUCAAGAAUAUGGGCUUCUCGACUGUCACGUUGCACGGUGGAAAGUCUCAAGAACAGCGUGAAGCAGCGCUUAACUCUGUUCGGAAUGGCCAGACGGAUGUUAUGGUUGCGACGGAUCUGGCGGGUCGUGGUAUUGAUGUGCCUGAUGUUUCGCUUGUCGUUAACUUUAACAUGGCUGGUUCGAUCGAGUCUUAUACUCAUCGUAUCGGUCGUACUGGUCGUGCUGGAAAGAGUGGUGUUGCUAUCACUUUCCUUGGUAAUGAGGAUACGGACCUGAUGUAUGAUCUUCGGCAGAUGCUUAUGAAGUCGCCUCUCUCGCGAGUUCCUGAGGAUCUGCGGAAACAUGAAGCUUCGCAGUCGAAACCUAAUAAGGGGAUUAGUGGCAAGAAGAUUGAGGACAGUUCUGGGUUUGGAGGGAAGGGAGGAUGGGCCUAG
Messenger RNA from Penicillium nucicola, 2361 nucleotides. RefSeq names its product mRNA splicing protein PRP28 (gene prp28). The record is from RefSeq and is a predicted model, not a curated record. The transcript is spliced from 2 exons. Gene Ontology annotation, cellular component: catalytic step 2 spliceosome. Gene Ontology annotation, molecular function: ATP binding; RNA binding; RNA helicase activity. Gene Ontology annotation, biological process: mRNA splicing, via spliceosome. Bases 1 to 2361 code for a protein of 786 amino acids. Lineage: Eukaryota; Fungi; Ascomycota; Eurotiomycetes; Eurotiales; Aspergillaceae.